Messenger RNA from Camarhynchus parvulus, 2532 nucleotides. It is a transcript of the gene FSD2, whose product is annotated as fibronectin type III and SPRY domain containing 2. The coding region runs from base 1 to 2385 and encodes 794 amino acids. The transcript has 12 exons. NCBI's taxonomy places the organism in Eukaryota, Metazoa, Chordata, Aves, Passeriformes, Thraupidae. The record is from RefSeq and is a predicted model, not a curated record. Gene Ontology annotation, molecular function: protein binding.
AUGUCAUCCAGACCUGGCAGCAUGAGAAACUAUGAGACCAGCGGCCAGUCACAACAUCAUUCAACUUCCCCACCAGUCCCAGAGCCUAGUGACACUGAGACUGAAGGUCUGAUCUUUUAUCACAUGGAUCUUUAUGGAUCAAAGGAGAGGUUUGAUAUCUUUCCUGAAGAGCCCUCUGGUCGAGGAGACAGAUCUCUGGGGGAUACAAGAAGGGAAUCUGCACUGAGUAGUGAAAAAGUUCAGCACCCACAAGAAGUUGGCUAUGACUUGGAAAAGGAGGUUGCAGAGUUGGCUAAGAUGUAUGGACUUGAUGAGGAUAGAGAAAAAGAGCUCGAGCUUCUUGGAGGACAUCUGGAGAAGGUGGAGAGCAGAUGGCCACCAGCUCGCACAGAAAAAGCAGGAUUACAAGGCUCCAUAUAUAACAUAUCAAAAAGCAGCUCUUCAGUGAAAGAUCCAAGUCAAAGCACAAAGCAACAAGGACUUCCUGAUGAGGCUUCUCAAGGUGAAAAUCAGAGCAAAGCCAGAGCAGAUGAUGAGGCUGAGAGCAGCAUAUGGUCCAGAGGGGGGCUAAGCAGUGGCGGCGUGUCAGACGAGUGGAACAGUCAGGCUGUCAGUGAGGAGGAGGAAGAGGAGGAAGAGGAAGAGGAAGAAGCAGCAGAUGUUUUUUGUUCCACCUGCAAGAUACCAAUCCGAGCUUUUGACAAACUAUUUGGAGAACACAAGGAUCACGAGGUUGCUCAGCUCCCCAGUGCUGUGGAAAGUGAAAAGGAGGAGAUCCAUAAAAACAUGUGCAAGUUGGAAGAACAGAUUGCUCAGAUGGAAAAUGUUGCCAGCCAUUUGGAGGAAAUCUUCAUCACUGUAGAGGAAAAUUUUGGGAGGCAGGAGCAGAACUUUGAGGUGCAUUACAACGAUGCAGUGCAAGUGCUUGCUCAGAAGUAUGAAGAGCAGCUGGAAGCACUGGGAGAAGAGAAGAGGCAGAAGCUGGAAGCUCUGUAUGAGCAGCUGGUCAGUUGUGGGAAACAUCUUGACACAUGCAAGGAGCUGACGGAUGAAACCCAGGAGCUUUUCCUGGAAAAUGACAAAGCUGAAUUUAUGAAGGCAGCAGUAACCAUGGUUGACAGACUGCAAGAAUUCUUAAAGCAAGAAGUGAAUUUAGAGCUUUCAACACUGCCAGACUUUGAAGAGCGGGUCAUAGAUGUCUCUGAAGUUGAACAACUAAUGAACUCCAUUAAUGCUAUUCCAGCUCCUUGUGCCCCUGUGAUCAAUCCCCAGGCUCCCAAUGCAGCAACUGGCACUUCACUGAGAGUUUGCUGGGGCCUCUUCUCAGAUGACACUGUGGAGUGCUACCAGCUGUGCUACCAGCCCGUGAGCAAUGAGAGGCACAGUGAUGGGCAAGCAGAGCAUACACUAAAAGUCAAAGAAACAUACUGCACCAUUACUGAUCUGUUGCCAAAUACACAGUAUGAAUUUUGGGUCAGUGCUUUAAAUGCCUCUGGUAUCAGUCCACCAAGUGAAAGAGCAGUUUAUGUAACAGCUCCUUCACCACCUAUCAUAAAGAAUAAAAAGAUCCAAAGCUGUGAAAAUGCAGCACUGGUGUGCUGGGAAUCCAGAGACAUUAACCCUGUUGAUUCCUACACAGUUGAAUUGUCCAAGCUGACAGAUGAAGAAAAUGAGGAUAUUAUUACUGAAUCUAUUGUUGGGAUCCCUAACUGUGAAGUCCUAAUUCACCUCCAGCCAACACAAAAGUAUCACAUCUGUGUCAGAGCCCAAAACCUGGGUGGCUCCAGUGAAAGAAGUGAACCUGUCCUGAUACACACCACAGGCACCUGCUUCUACCUUAAUGAGGACACAGCCCAUCCUUUACUGGCAAUUCUAGAUGAUGGAUUUACCAUUUCAUGUGAUGAACUGGAAAACCCAGAGUGUGAUCUGCCUGUCUAUGAUAACAGCUUUACAAGAUGUAUUGCAAUCCUGGGCAGUCUGAUCCCAUUUCCAGGAAAGCAUUACUGGGAGGUGGAAGCUGAGGAAGAUACAGAGUACAGAAUUGGUGUGGCUUUUGAGAACACUCCGAGACAUGGUCACCUGGGGGCAAACAACUCAUCCUGGUGCAUGAGGCACAUCAUCACACCCUCCAGGCACAAGUAUGAAUUCCUGCACAGUGGGAUGACACCUGACAUCAGAAUUACUGUUCCCCCCAGAAGGAUUGGCAUUCUGCUGGACUAUGUGAACUGCAGACUGUCAUUUUUCAAUGCAGAUAUUGCCCAGCACCUUCACACAUUCAACUCACACUUCCAGCAUUAUGUCCACCCCUGCUUUGCACUGGAAACACCUGGUAUCUUAAGGAUACAUACUGGAAUUACAACACCCCCAUGGACUGCCCUGCCAUAACCUGUGUUCUGCAGCUGCCACACCCCUGUGUAACCUGCCCUGAGCAAUGCCCUCUUUCAGCAUUAACUGCACCAUCACACUCCCUAUGAGCCAACUGUUUCCCCCUAGUACGAGCAAAGAAACCCUGACCCAAACCAGCUGCCAAGC